CAACAUUGUUGUCAUAUAAGAUCUCUCAAGUAUAAAGUACCUGAAGCAUAUGUGAUUAAGAUUUAUAUAUAUAGAGAGAGCGAGAGAGACAAGCCAGCUAGAAACAUUUAUAUAGUACAAACACACUCACACACAAAAAGAAUCAGAGAAUCAUUCCAAAAUUUAAAUAACAAAAAGAGGGAGAGAGUGAAAAUGAACAGAAUGAGCAAUACAGUGAUAGGGUUCUUGAAUAUCCUAACACUAAUUUCCUCCAUAGUUAUAAUAGGAUCAGCUCUGUGGAUGGGUAAGAGCAAGACAACAUGCGAGCAUUUUCUUCAGAAGCCCCUUUUGGUCUUAGGCCUAGCGAUCCUGGUCUUGUCACUAGCUGGUCUGGUCGGUGCAUGCUGUGACGUGGCUUGGGUCUUGUGGGUGUACCUCUUCUUCAUGGUCUUCAUCAUAGUUGCGCUCAUGGGUUUGACCCUUUUCGGGUUCAUAGUGACUAGCCAUGGUGGUGGUGUGGGUGUGACCGGUAGGGUUUAUAAAGAGUUUAAGCUUGAAGAGUAUCAUCCAUGGCUUAAGACAAGGGUUAUGGAUGCUAAUUAUUGGUUGACUAUUAAGACUUGUCUCUUGGGCUCACUCACCUGUUCCAAGCUCUCUCUUUGGACUCCUAUAGACUAUCUCCAAAAGGACUUGUCUCCUCUUCAGUCUGGAUGUUGCAAACCACCGACGUCGUGCGUUUACAACACGGAGACGCCGAUACAGCAAGAAUCGGAUUGUUACCGGUGGAACAACGCAGCGACGGUGCUCUGCUACGACUGUGACUCGUGUAGAGCUGGCGUUUUAGAGACAGUGCGUCGCGAUUGGCAUAGACUCUCUAUAGUUAACGUUGUCAUUGUUCUCUUCCUCAUCGCCGUUUACUGCGUUGGUUGCUGCGCGUUUAAAAACGUCAAGCGCCCUCAAAAUUACGGUUUCCCUUACGGACGCUACGGCAUGUCCAAAUCCCGACCCGGAUGGGAACAGUCCUGGUCGAAGUGGUGGCAUGGCAGAGAUCGGUAUUACUGAAAAAAAUUAUUCUAUGUAAUGCUUCGAAUUUCGCUGUUUACUUCUUGGCCUCUCUAAUUUAGAAAUAUUUUGUACAGAGCCUAAAUUUUUGUUAUUGAAGAUUUCACCUUUCUGUUAUUAAAAAAGAGCGAUUAACAUUGUAUAACGAUAUGUAUGUUCCAACUAGGAUUAAUUGGGCUACACAAAGAUCAUGAAGAGUUAGAACCUGAGUAGUUAACAUAAUAAAAUCUUAAAUGGGUUCUUGUUGGGCCAGAUAUUAGUCAUGAAGGAUGGCCCAUAAUUAAAAAACGAAACCCUGCCUAAUGUUAUGUAAAGAUAAAUGUUGUUUCUCCCACAUCGGAAGCUUGGCGAUAAACACUCGCUCUGAUGUAGUAUAAAACAAGACGAAGGUCGAGCUUUAAAAGGUACUUGCGAUCAAGAAGACGAGUGGCCUAAGCUAGUGACCUCCAUUGCACACUCAGGAGGGGCGCUUAGCUUAAGGUCUCCCCAAGUGGGAGAGCCUGCGUCAUUAUUUGUGGCCGCGGGGCCUGCGUUCGCGCGGCCCCUCCCAAUACUAUAGUAUAAUAAUUAAUAGUUCAACCCUACUUAAAGCCUUGUAACCUGAGCUUUUAUUAGUUAAGCCAAAACCACAUUCGGCAUUAAUAUAUUUUCAGGAACAAAUUAACUUUUAUUUUUACUUGUAUUAAAUCUAUUCUUUUCCCC
This is a messenger RNA of Thlaspi arvense, 1743 nucleotides long. Lineage: Eukaryota; Viridiplantae; Streptophyta; Magnoliopsida; Brassicales; Brassicaceae. The record is from the annotation of a GenBank genome assembly.